AUGCCUUACAAGCCCCACGACCCCUCCUCCCCCAUCCAAAUCCCGACGUCCGAGCUCAACGUCCUCGAGUACUGGAACGAGAUUGAUGCGUUCAAGACCUCGCAGAAGUUGUCCGAGGGCAAGCCCGAGUUCUCCUUCUUCGAUGGGCCGCCCUUUGCGACCGGAAAGCCUCAUUAUGGUCAUCUUCUAGCCGGUACUAUAAAGGACGUCGUGACCCGCCAUGCUCACGCGACCGGACACCACGUCGAGCGUCGCUUCGGCUGGGACACGCACGGUCUCCCAGUCGAACACGAGAUUGACAAACAACUUGGGAUUACCGGCAAGGCCGACGUCCUGGCCAUGGGUAUCGACAAGUACAAUGCGGCGUGCCGGGAAAUUGUCAUGCGAUACUCGGGCGAAUGGCAGUACACUGUCGAGCGGAUGGGGCGGUGGAUCGACUUUGAUACCGGCUACAAGACACUCGAUCCGUCGUACAUGGAGUCGGUCUGGUGGGUGUUUGGCCAGCUGUGGGAAAAGGGGCAAGUGUAUAGGGGGUUGAAGGUUAUGCCGUACUCGACGGGGUGCACCACACCGCUGAGUAACUUUGAGGCUGGAGAGGACUACAGAGAUGUCAGAGAUCCGGCCGUCACCGUGUCCUUCCCCCUUGCCGAUGACCCAAACACCUCUCUCCUCGCGUGGACGACCACCCCCUACACCCUCCCCUCCAACCUCGCCCUCUGUGUUAACCCCGACUUCACCUACAUCAAAGUCCACGAUGUCGAGCGGAACACCAACUUUAUCCUUCUCGAGAAGCUCCUCGGGACAGUCUACAAGGACUACGUUCCGGCUGGUGCCGCUGCCGCCACUGGAAAGAAGGCGGACGCCAAGAAGAAGAAGGAUGACAAGGAGGAGGAGCCAAAGUUCAAGAUUGUCGGAAGCUUCCAGGGGAAGGAUAUGGUCGGGUGGAGAUAUGUGCCGAUGUUUGACUACUUUACCGAGCAGUAUGAGGACCGAGCCUUCCGCGUUCUCGCCGACGGCUACGUUACCGACAGCUCAGGUACCGGUAUCGUCCACCAGGCUCCCUCGUUCGGAGAGGACGAUCACCGUAUCUGUGUUGCACAUGGGAUCGUCCGGGACGACGAGAUCCCGCCAUGUCCAAUCGACGAGUCUGGGAAGUUCACGUCCGAGGUGCCAGAAUAUCAGGGCCGAUACGUCAAGGAAGCGGACAAGGACAUCAUGAAGCACCUCAAGGAGAAGAACCGUCUCAUCACCCAGGGCGACAUCACCCAUUCCUACCCCUUCUGCUGGCGGUCCGGUACGCCGCUCCUCUACCGUGCCAUCCCCUGUUGGUUCGUCCGCGUCGCCAACAUGUCGGACAAGCUUGUCGCGCUCAACGAAAAGACCCGCUGGGUACCCGCCGCGGUGGGCGAGAACCGGUUUGGGAAUUGGUUGAAGAAUGCGAGGGACUGGAAUAUCUCGAGAAAUCGGUACUGGGGGACACCGAUGCCUCUUUGGGCGAGCGAGGAUAUGAAGGAGGUCGUUUGCGUCAGCUCGGUCGCGCAGCUCGAGGAGUUGUCGGGUCUGACCGGGAUCAAGGACCUCCACCGGGAGAGCAUUGACCAGAUCACUAUCCCAUCCAAGCAGGGCAAGGGGGACUUGAAGCGUAUUGAAGAGGUGUUUGACUGCUGGUUCGAGUCUGGCAGCAUGCCUUACGCCCAGUCCCACUACCCCUUCGAGAACGAGGCCCGGUUCAAGAAGUCUUUCCCCGCCGACUUUGUCUCUGAGGGUAUUGACCAAACCCGAGGAUGGUUCUACACACUCCUCGUGCUCGGUGCUCACCUCUUCGACAAGGCACCAUGGAAGAAUCUCAUCGUCACUGGUCUUGUUCUCGCUGCGGACGGCAAGAAGAUGUCCAAAAAGCUCAAAAACUAUCCCGACCCAAUGGAGAUCGUCUCCAAAUUCGGCGCCGACUGCGUCCGGCUCUUCCUCGUCAACUCUCCCGUCGUCCGCGGUGACAACCUCCGAUUCAGAGAAGAAGGCGUCCGCGAAAUUCUCACCUCGGUCAUCCUCAAAUGGAUCAACUCGCUCAAUUUCUACCUGGGCCAGGUGGAGCUGUACGAGCAAGCAUCGGGCAAGAAAUUCGUCUAUGAUCCCGAGGCGGCCAAGAGCCAGAACGUGAUGGAUCGGUGGAUUUUGGCGAGUUGUCAGACGCUCAUUCAGCAUGUGGACCAGGAGAUGUCGGCGUACCGACUAUACACUGUCAUCCCGAAGCUGCUCGACCUUAUUGCGGACCUGACCAACUGGUACAUCCGCUUCAACCGGACCCGGCUCAAGGGUUCGGGAGGGGAGGAAGACACAUUGUCUGCCCUCAACACGCUCUACGAAGCGCUCUUCACUCUCUGUCUUACCAUGUCUUCCUUCACCCCCUACACUUCCGAGAUGGUCUACCAGUCUCUCCGCGCUUCGUCACCUGCACCAAAGGAAGGCGAGGAUGUCCGCUCGGUCCAUUUCUUGCCGUUCCCCGCCAUGCGGAAAGAAUACUACGACCCCGUCAUUGAGCGUCAGGUCAAGCGGAUGCGGGCUGUCAUUGAGCUUGGGCGUGUCAUCCGGGACCGCAAGACCCUCCGAACCAAGAUGCCCCUCAAAGAGCUCAUCAUCUUCCACCACGACCAGGAAUACCUCGACGACGUCCGGUCCCUCGACUCGUACAUCACCGCCGAGCUCAACGUGGUCUCCAUCACCUACACCUCGGACGAGUCCGCCGUGGGCAUCAAGUACCGCGCCUCGGCCGACUACUCUGUCCUCGGCCGGAAACUCCGCAAAGACAUCGGCAAGGUCCGGACCGGUAUCCCCGCACUCGACUCGUCGGCGUGCAAAGCCUUCCUCGCGGACAAGCGCGUCCAAGUCAACGGUGUCGAGCUCGUGGACGGCGACCUCUUCAUUGCUCGCUACGUCGAGCAGUCGGAGGAGGACAAGAAGGCGUUCGAGAGCGAUACCGACGGGGACGUCAUUGUUCUCUUGGAUAUCCGGAUGUACGCCGAGCUCGAGGGCCAGAGCCUCAUCCGGUCGCUCACUGCCCGAGUCAACAAGCUGAGGAAGGAGGCGGGGCUCAAGCCGGUGGACAAGGUCGAUGUGGUGUACGAGUUUGAUGAGGGAGAGGAGGACGCGCUGAGGGGGGCGAUCCCGGGGAACGAGGAGAUGCUCGAGAAGGCGAUUGGGACGGUGCCUGUCCCAGCUUCGCAGAGCAAUGGGGGCGGCAAGCUGUUGGGGACGGAGAAGAGGGUCAAGGAGGCAGAGUCGGGCGGGAAGGAGGAGAAGUAUACUUUGAGUCUGUUUGGGAGGGAUUAG
This is a messenger RNA of Dioszegia hungarica, 3327 nucleotides long. RefSeq names its product isoleucine-tRNA ligase. The transcript has 12 exons. Lineage: Eukaryota; Fungi; Basidiomycota; Tremellomycetes; Tremellales; Bulleribasidiaceae. The record is from RefSeq and is a predicted model, not a curated record. Gene Ontology annotation, biological process: isoleucyl-tRNA aminoacylation. Bases 1 to 3327 code for a protein of 1108 amino acids. Gene Ontology annotation, molecular function: aminoacyl-tRNA deacylase activity; isoleucine-tRNA ligase activity; tRNA binding.